AUGUUAUGCCCACACUGGUAUCUUUUAAAUAGCCAUCGAGAAAUUCCUGAAAGCGCUUUUGUCCUACACGAAGUCCAUUGUAAACGCUUUCUGUACCACUGCAAAGAUUGUGAUGAGCUCAUUCCAAAAACGCAAAAAGAAGAGCACAUUAGUGAAUUUCAUUCAAAAGAAAAUUGCUCUUAUUGCGGAAAAUCAAUAAAUAAGCUUAAACUUGAGAUUCAUAUGAAAAAUUGCGAGGCUAAGCCCAAAGAGUGCAUGUUUUGUGGUGCUGUUAUGGACUUGCUAGAGCUGAUUCGACAUGAAGACUUUUGUGGAAGCAGGACAGAUUUUUGUGAAAUUUGUAAUAAAAAUAUCCCUAAAAAGCGAUUUGAGGAGCAUUUACAAAUUUGUAUACAAAGCCUGGAUAAUUUAGAGUUAGGUAAGAGGCAGUCUGAAAAUCACAUUGACACAUGCAAGAAAAAGCCAAAAUUAGAGUAUAUAAUGUAUUGAAUUAAUAUUAUGACUGAAUUUAAUUGCAGUCUGUAAGGAAAAUAGGAAACUGAUUUUUUUAGAUAUGAAAAUACAAAGAUGCCAAUUUCAAUCAGCACAGCAUAAUUAA
Blepharisma stoltei is the source of this 598-nucleotide messenger RNA. The record is from the annotation of a GenBank genome assembly. Lineage: Eukaryota; Ciliophora; Heterotrichea; Heterotrichida; Blepharismidae.